Molecule: messenger RNA, 1460 nt
Organism: Paramecium primaurelia
Lineage: Eukaryota; Ciliophora; Oligohymenophorea; Peniculida; Parameciidae
Source: the annotation of a GenBank genome assembly
AUGUCUUAACAGAAAAAUCAAAAGAAUGUUGUUUUAUACAAUUAUGAACCUCAUCCUAAGACUAUGACUCAAUAGACUACCAAUAUUCAACAAUCUCAAAUAUAGCCUGAUGAUUCACCCUUUAAUGUUUCUAAAAUCUUGAAAGCGAAACAAUAACAAAGCAACAUCUUUCACCUUCCUUAAUAAGAACUUGUAGAUUACAGUAAAGUCACUCCAAAUCAACAUGCAGAAAGUAAGGAUUUAUAUAAAUACUAGAAAUACUGCCAUAUGACAUGUUCUGGUGGAAUAGUUAAAAUUUAAAAGAAAAUAAGAAAGCUGAUGUAAAUACUCCCAUAAUUCCUAAUGUUCAUAUGGUUUAAAGUAGACCUUAGACUGCUGUUUAAUAAAGAGCAAAUACAGAAUCAAGUUCCAAUAAUUAACAAUUAACUGAAUAAUAAUUCCUUCAAUUUUAAUAAUAGCAAUACUAAUUAUUUUUACAAUAAUAGCAACAAAUCAAACUUUAAUAAUAGUUAUAGCAAAUAGAUUAAUAGAAACAAUAAAUAAAUCAAUAAUAAGAAAAUCCAUAUAAUGUAAUUAAAGAACAUAACUAAAUGAUUGAAACUGCAUCAUUUGCUGGACAUGAUAAUAAUAAUAAUUAAGGAACAUUUGUAUAAUAAUAAUAAAAUAAAGAAUAACAAUAAAAUUAAUAAUUAUUAUCUAAUUAAUUAUAGAAUCCAGCAAAAGUGUACGAUAAAGUAAAUAAUCCAAAUGCUGAAUUAAAAUAAAAAAAUCCUAAUUUCUCUGAUGUUUUUGGGAAUGGUUUAGAAAAAUAUUAUUAAUAGAAACCAUAAUAAAAUAGUGGUAGAAAAUAAUAAGUAGAAUAUAUGUAAGAAAGUGAAUUAUAUGGUGUAAAAUAUCAUUAAAGAUAAAUGCUCAAAGGUAUGAGUUCUUAAAUGGAUACACAUAAAUAUUACGAUUAAUUGUUAGAUAAACAAACACAAGAUUAAAUUAAAUCAAAAUAACCUAAAAGUAAAUCUCAAUCUCCUUAAGCUUCUCCUGGUAAAAAUCUUGAAUAGGAUGAAAAAUUAUUUCCAAAACCAUUUUAUACUGAAUUAAGUAUAAGAGGUAUGGGAAAAGAAGUUAAUUGGGAAAAAUUGAAGGGAUAAUUAUAGACUGUUUAAAUGUAAUUAGCAGAUAUUACAAUUGUAAAGGAUAAACAAGGAAAAAUUAAACAGCAUAAAAUAAUAAUUAAAUAUUUUGAUCAAGGAAAUUUAUAAGGUGUUAAAUAAUGGGUUCUUACAUAAGGAGGUAGAAUAGUAGAAGAAAGAUUAUUGGAAUCGGAAGAAGAAUUUAAGAACAUAAUCAAAUUAAAAGAAGGUCCAAAGCAAAGACCAAUGAGAAUUGCUGAAGAAAAGGAAAAAUUAAAGUAAUAAAAAAAAAGACCAUAAAGUGCAGCACCAAUUUAAAAAUAAAAGAAAUGA